Messenger RNA from Drosophila pseudoobscura, 6153 nucleotides. Its product is annotated as FERM and PDZ domain-containing protein 4. The transcript is spliced from 10 exons. NCBI's taxonomy places the organism in Eukaryota, Metazoa, Arthropoda, Insecta, Diptera, Drosophilidae. The record is from RefSeq and is a predicted model, not a curated record. Gene Ontology annotation, cellular component: cytoskeleton. Bases 478 to 5304 code for a protein of 1608 amino acids. Gene Ontology annotation, molecular function: protein binding.
GGGGGCUCCGGUUCCGGCUCCGGUCCAGCCGGUUGGGGUUCGUGGAGUCCACGAAUCAACGGGGCUUUUUAGUCGUACCGAACAACUAAUCGAACGCACUCACUCGUCGCGUCACGAGCAGAAAACGGACGGACGUGCGCGCGUUUUGGCUUUUCCCUCUGUGGGCUUGUGUGUCUUUGCGUGUCGGUAAAAAACAGAAAACCAAAAGCAAAGUAAAGUGUGUUUGAAUUAAAUCAAAGCCAUCGAGAAACAGCGCGACGUUUGUGUUUGCAAAUACAAAAGUAAAAAGUAAAAAAGUAUAAACGUCAAAGUGUCGUAGAAGCAGAGGCAGCAACAACAACAAGAGUGCAUUAAUUGCAUCUCUGCACCUCCGCCCCCUGCCCAAACGUCAUCACACCUAAAUUGUUGUUGCGCUCGCAGUUGGCGGCGUCUACUUGGUGAAGCACGAACCGAAUGUGAGAGAGCGAAUGUGUUUCAAUGAUGUUACUGCCUUCGGGGCGUUCGAAUAGUGAUGUCUAUCCGCUACAAAGUGCCAACAACAGCAGCACAACAGCCUCAGCCUCAGCCCCAGCCGGAGCAAAGCCCUUGCUACUGACACGAACAUCAUCGCCACAAUUGACAACGUUGCCCACAACAAAUGGCACCAACGCCCCCCACACAACGCCCAAUCGCCCACUGAAUGGUGUAGGAGGAGCAGCAGCAGCAGGAGCCGCCGCCGGAUGCCCGUCACAGUCGCAGUCACAGUCACAGUCACAGACCGGAAUACAGCCGAUAACAGCAGGAGGAGCAGUAGCAACAGGAGGAGCAACAACGGCAGGAGCAACGGAGGCGACAACAACGGAGCCUGUCAGCAGUGGAAUUGGGGUCGGCGUUGGCCCUGCCACUGCCGCUGGCACGGGCAUCUAUGGGCCACUUUUGGGUCAAAGCCAUGGACAUGGAAGUAACGCUGCUGGCGUUGCCGGAAAUUGGUCCGAAAUUGAUGGACACUUGGAGACAAUACAGGAGAAGCUAAAGCCUGGUUGGACCGUGCAUUCGGGAAAGGAGGGACGACUCUAUUAUUGCAACCACUUGGCACAAACAUCAGGAUGGCUGCCCGCCUGCGAGGAUUGGAGCAAGCAUGAGGAGCUCUCCUAUGGCUGGGAGCGUGCCAUAGAUUCCAAGGGUCGUUCCUACUACAUCAACCAUCUGAACAAAACGACCACAUACGAGGCACCCGAAUGCAUACGCUGGGACGAGCAUCCGCCGGAGCCGCGUCUCGUCCACCUGCAGCGGAAUGCCAGCCUGGGAUUCGGUUUUGUGGCCGGCAGCGAACGUCCGGUGAUUGUGAGAUUCGUGACAGAAGGCGGUCCCAGCAUCGGGAAGCUGCAGCCAGGCGAUCAGAUACUCGCCGUGAACGGGGAGGAUGUGAAGGACGCGCCCCGGGACCAUGUCAUACAGCUGGUGCGUGCCUGCGAGUCGCAGGUCAGUCUUCUGGUCUGCCAGCCCAUGGCUCACUGCAUCCUGCCGGGCCGCAAGUCCACACUCCUGUCGGCGGGCAAGCGGGCCAAGCUGCGAUCGCGUCCGAGUCGCGUGAGAUUCGCCGAGAGUGUGUGCGUCAAUGGGGCACCUCUAUUUCCGCCCUCGGCGUUCUCUCUGGGCGAUAUAUGCGUGCCGCCGAUGGCAAAUGUGCUGAAGGUGUUCCUGGAGAACGGGCAGACCAAGUCCUUCAAAUACGAUGCCACCACCACGGUCCACGAUGUGGUUAGCUCUCUGCUGGACAAGCUCUGUCUCUGCUGCGGAGAGCUCUUCAGCCUGGUCCUAGAACAUGUGAAGAGCCUCAAGAGAAAUAAGCUCACGCUGCUGGAUCCCCAAGAGUCCUUGGCCAGGAUUGCUGCUCGUCCGGGAGCCCACAAGCUGCGCUGCCUAUUCCGCAUCACCUUCGUGCCCAUCUCGGCCGCCGAGCUGGCACAGAGGGAUCUGCAUGCCCUGGACUACCUCUACAUGCAGUGCUGCAACGAUGUCAACCAGGAACGCUUCGCCCCCGAGCUGCAGCCGGAACUGGCCCUUCGCCUGGCCGCCCUCCACAUGCACCAGCACGCCCUGGCCAACAAUUUCUCACCCGCGAAGCUCACCGUCAAGCUGGUCGAACGCGAGUUUGGACUGGAGCGAUUUGUCCCAGUCAGCCUGUUCGAGGGCAUGAAGCGGAAGGAGCUGCGCCGCCUGAUCUCCCACUUCUUGAAGCUCAAUGCGGAGAUGACGGGAUCAUCGAGCAAGGUCCUAACACAGCUGCAGGCCAAACUCCAUUAUCUAGAUAUAAUCGCUAGUUUACCAAGCUAUGGAGCCAAAUGCUUUAGCACAAACCAAAGAGAAGGCGUCGAGCGUGUCCUGUUGGUGAGUCCACGCUUCGGCCUCAGUCAGAUAUCGAGUGCCCGCAAUUCGGUGCCCCAACCGAUUUCGGCCAUCGAGGACUUCACCCAUGUGGUGGUGAAUCGUGAGGACGAUGUGACCUGCAGUGUGUCCAUCUUUAUGCUCGGGGAUCGGGCCGUAAAGUUCAUCAUGGAGGAUCGGGAUGCGUGCGAGUUCAGUUUGGUCCUGGGCGGCUACUAUCGCCUGCUGACGGGCAACAUGUUGAAUCUGCUGAGGGAAAGAGACCCCUCGGACGAGGAUAAUGCACCUGGUUUCUUGUCGCAGCACACGGUGCUGCCCGCGGGCUGGAGCUAUCUGCUGCCCUACCACACGCGGGCGCACAGCGUCAACUUCCUGAUGACGCCGCCCUACCAUCCCGUGACGCAGCUUCCCCCUCAAUUGGGGGCUCCCUUACAGGCGCAAUCACUGCCCUAUGUAAUGGACUUGGAUCUGCACAGCGUCAUGGCCACGGAGCUGCUGGAGGAGGCGGCCAAGGACUCGGGCCUGAGCGACAGCAGCGGCAGCAACUACUGCGAGGGCCGCAUCCAGUCCUCCCAUCAAAUGGCCAGUGUGGAGGCCAAGAACGAACAGGUACUGCGUCGCGUCCAGGAGCUACAGCAUCUCGUCCAGACCUCCGAGCAGUAUCUGAGUGAGCAGGAGCAGGGACUCUCCGGCGGAGGCCAGACAAUGGCCGUCCUCGAGUUUGAUUCGGACUGCGACAGUCUCAACAGCAGUAAGGUCUCCUCCACGGAGGAGACCUCGAAUGUUCUUAGUCUGGGCGUGUCUCUGCCCCCGAGCAAUCCCCUCAAGCACAGCGACUCGCUGACGCUUCUGGCGGAAACCAUCAGCCAUGAUCUGAGCGGCAUCACGCAGGGCCUCAAUGCCAUACCGGAGACGGUGGCGCCCGUCUCCUCAUCGGCCCCGGCCACUCCAGCCACGCCCAAGCGAAAGCCGAGCCUUUGCAGCACCUCCAGUCCGCGGCCCCAGCGAAAGAUGAACGGAUUCAGUCAGCUGCUCAGCGAUCUCCAGGCCUUGGGCACGGACUUUUCGCAGAGCGAAAGCGACUCGGAGUCGGUGGCCUCGCCCGCCCAGUCGCCCACCGCCAGGCGACCCCAGAUAAUGGUGCUCCAGGCAGCAGGCGGAUCCAUUCCCGGAUCCGGAGGAUUGGGAGCUGCCAAACAGCCGCUCUCGCAGCGCAGCAGCUUCGGGCUGCAUAGCCCGGAUGGCAGCCAUUUUGGGGCCGAAACAAAGGACUACAAUCUGCGGGAGUAUCUCCAGCAGCUGAAGGAGAUCAGCAAUGCCUCGUCGGCGGACACGGAUGUGGCGGCGCGCCAGCUGUCGGAGAUCUACGGCUUUGAGGUGCGCGAGGACACCUUCAUCGAGACGGACCCGGAUCUGAUUGAUUUGCGUGCCAUACCCCCACCCCAGACCCCGGAUGAGCUGGACUCCCUGUCUCUGAUGAAUGCUGCCCCACCCAAGGGCUUCGAGGGUCGGGCCGAGGAGCUGGACAGCUUCCUGCAGCAGAUAAUGGUGGCACCACCCACCCAGAAGGCAACACCCGCCAAAGAGCUCACCCCGGAAGAGAUUAUGUCCUUUAUCAUCCCACCGCCACCUAAUCUAGAGCAGCAGCAACAGGUGCCCCAGCAGCAAGGGCCACCUAUGGAGACGGAAUCCCUGUACAGCAACUCGGUGCAGGCCAAGCGGGAGUUCUUCCAGUCCGUGGCCAAUGGGAGCCACAACAACAACACCAGCAGUAGCAACACCGGCAAGGAGCAGUCCCCGCAUGUCAUCGAGUAUGCCACUGUGGAGCGGAAGAGCAAGUUUAGCUGCUGUCCCACCACCAAAAAGGAAGAGUCCUCUCCCGCUCCAGCAGCAGCAGCAGCAGCAGCCGCACCGCCCGAGGUGCAGCCACCGCCCAGGACACCCACCGCUGAGCAGAUGUCGCCACCACCCGCUCGACCACCCAAAAGCGCAGAGCUUCUGCAACGGUACUCACCCAAAAAGCAGGUGAGGAUUAUGGCCACACACCAGCAACAGCAGCAGAGGGACAGCAGUAGGGGACCGCCCCAGCUGCCACCUAGAGGCAGUCCCACCUUCGAUGCACAGCAGGCGAGUCCCCAUCCCCCAGCGGCAGCAACAGCAGCAACGGCUGCCAUGAUGAUGUCGGUGAGUGGUCCGAAGAAACCCCCACUGCCGCCCAUUGCCAGUCGCCCGCGUCCAACGAACGGCAUGUCUCCAGCACAACCUACUCCUGCACCACCACCUGCCCACUAUUCACCGCCCAUACCGGCCACGACACGCCUACCCAAUGCUCAUUCCAAUGGCCACCAGCAACAGCUGCAGCAACAGCAACAGCAGCAGGUUCCUCUCGUACCAAAGAAGCCCCAGCAGCUGCACGGCGAGAAGCUGUUCCUGAAGAACGGCCACCUGAUCGAUGGGGAGGCGCUGCUGGGCAAGACCGAUGUGGCCAUGGCCGGGCUGCUGAUCCGACUUGACCAGGUGGCAGCCCAGUGCUCGGCAGCCCAGUCGGCGGGCGGAGGGACGAGCAUCGACGAGGAGAAGUUCCAGCGGGCACGCAACGAGCUGACAGAGCAGACUCUGGCUCUGGUGACGGCCAGCAAAUUCCUAGUGGCCUCCAUGUCGGACAUGACGCUGAUUACGCUGCCCGAGCACCUGACCUCCUGCCUGACGGCCAUACGGCGGAUCACGGAGCUGGCACAGGACAUGACCCGGCAUACAUCGGCUCCGCUGCAGACGCGAAAUAUCGUUCUGAAAGUUCACGAUGUGGCGAGCAGUUUCCGGGAGCUGGUGGGUGUGCAGAUCGGACCCAUUGGAGCUGGACAGUUGGCCCUGCAGGCCGAGUGCUUGGCCAAUGUCUUGGCCACUCUGCUGCGAUCCUUGCGGGUGUUCUCCCCAUAGCCCAACGGGAGUACAGGAGGCGGAUCCAAUCCCAACCCUGACAUAUCGCACGCUCGUCUAUCUACGCAACUCUCUCUAUGUAAAUCCCUAUAUACAACCUACAUCUAGGAUGGCAGCUGCCUAUAUGGCCCCUAUAUAACCUUAUAGACUCAUACAGUAUAUAUAUUUAUAUACAUAUAUAUAUACAUAUGCGAUAUAUCAUCUCUCGAAACUAUUUUACAGGUAAAGAGCAACGUCAGAGAGUCGUUGGUCUGAUGUCUUUAGGCUAAAUCCUUACGUACUCGUAAUAUCAACAUGGAACAUGGAAGCUCAAACGAUGGGAUCGUCUCUGCGUGUGGUAUGGUGGAAUAUGCUAUAUACUAUAUGCUAUAGAAAGAUCUUGACAAAAUCUGAUUUGUAAUUUUAGAAAAAUAUAAUGGCAGCUAGGAUUAUGUGAUGGGAUCUAUGCAGGCAUUUCAAAUUUUCAAUCAUUCAAGGAUCUUAAUGAACUUUCCCUGAAGCGUUUAUAGUAUAUUUUGUUAUCUAUUUUUGUGGGCAAUCUCUGGGGCAAUGUCUCUGUAAUUAAUUCGUAAUUUUGUACCUGUUUUCAGUAUUCCGAGCAUGAUUUUCUAUUCUAUUUUCUUUCGCAUUUGAAUUUACGAUUGUAGGCUUUUUCUCGAAUUUGUUUCUACCUGAACUCUUCUUUAAUCGUUUAUAUAUCACUUGCUCAAAGCAGAUUGAAUAUUUUUAGGAAAAAGCCUGUCUAUCUCAAUCUCUACUUAUUCCAUAAUUGUCAUAUCUGUCUACAGUCCUACAGCUUAUUCCAUCAUAUCUGAGCGAUCUACAUAAUAAAAUAUCUCGAAAAAAAAA